Molecule: messenger RNA, 786 nt
Organism: Cicer arietinum (chickpea)
Lineage: Eukaryota; Viridiplantae; Streptophyta; Magnoliopsida; Fabales; Fabaceae
Source: RefSeq, a predicted model, not a curated record
AUGUCCAUCCCAACCCUUGAGUCUAUUCCUACACCGCCUCCCUCUUCUUCCUCUUCACCAAAGAACCCUUUCCAUCCGGCUCUCGCAGUAACCAAUAUCAAGAACCACAUCCCCAUUGUUCUUGAGCUGGAAAACGUUCAAUUUGGUACAUGGGUUGAACUUUUCAAAAUCCAUGCUCGCUCUCAUAAGGUCCUCCAUCAUAUCAUUCCUCCAGCACCAGGCAUGGAGACGACGACCCUUGCAACUGAUGAUGAGAAAGAACUGUGGACAACUCUUGAUGCAACGGUUCUACAGUGGAUCUAUUCCAAUAUCUCUAGCGACCUUUUGGCUACCAUCAUUGAACCAGACUCCACUGCCAUGGAGGCCUGGAAUCGAUUGACCAACAUCUUCCAAGAUAAUCAAGACGCUCGUGCAGUUACUCUCGAGCAGAAGUUUUCCUCCAUUCGCAUGGAGGAUUUUCCCACCGCUUCCGCCUAUUGUCAGCGACUCAAAAUGAUUUCUGACCAAUUGAAAAACGUUGGAGCCCCUGUAUCUAAUCAGAGACUCGUUCUUCAGCUUGUUUCCGGCCUCACUGAUGCAUACAAAGGGGUCGGAACACUGAUUCGGCAAAGCAAUCCUCUUCCUCAAUUUUAUCAGGCCCGCUCUAUGCUUACUCUUGAAGAAGCCGGUCUAAUUAAGAUGGCGGCGACAGGUGCUCAGGCUGCCAUGAUUGCGGCACAACCGAAGGACCUUACUGAAGCCUCCUAUUCCACUGAUAACCGCGACGGCAAGAAGAAUAGCAACUGA